This is a messenger RNA of Chlamydomonas reinhardtii, 1806 nucleotides long. RefSeq lists its product as uncharacterized. The transcript has 8 exons. NCBI's taxonomy places the organism in Eukaryota, Viridiplantae, Chlorophyta, Chlorophyceae, Chlamydomonadales, Chlamydomonadaceae. The record is from RefSeq and is a predicted model, not a curated record. Bases 203 to 976 code for a protein of 257 amino acids. Gene Ontology annotation, biological process: defense response to fungus.
CUCUGCAUAAAUAACUUACUGCUUGGACAAGAGAACCAUCGUAAUCCCCGCGUUUGCUUGGUUGCUUACUUUUGCUGCAGCUUUCAGAACAGGCUCGCUUGUACGGUUGUGUCGCUAGUGAGUUUUACUGAUAGUAGUAAACAAACUGAUUCUUGGAAAACUACCUGGAUAACACGGCCACUCGCACUUGACCAUGGCGACCAUGGGGCCCGUUGAACAACACAAGAAGGAGCUGUGCAAACAGGCAUACCUGCUAAUACAUAAAUACCUUGCAGCAGCCGGCAAGGAAGGGCAAGAAUCAUUUGAUUUCCGCAAGAACAUCCGAAAGAAGGAUGCGCUCGACAUUGACAUGGCUACAAACAAGGAGGUCAUUGCGGAGGUGUCCAGGUUCAAGGAGCAGGGCGGGCUAGCGGCGCUGCUGGCUUCAGGGGGCGGUGGUACAUACGUUGCAGCAAGCGGUGCCAAGGCGAGUAAGAAAGGGGCGAGCACGCCCGGGGCAGCCGCGAGUUCGGGGGCAGGCCUGCCGCCCCUGGCGCCCGCGGCAAAAGGCUCCGCCAAGCCCAGCCGAUCCAAAGGCGGCAAGGACGGCACAUCCUCGCCACCCAACAUCCAGCUUCCAAGCAAGCUGGGCGCCAAGGUGAACCGCUGGUGGGCCAAUGAGAAACAGUGGUACACCGCAGUGGUCACGGACUACAACGCCGAUACCAAUCUGUACAGGCUGACGUACAACUUGUCCAGCUCCCAGGAGACGUACGAGGACUUCGACCUGGACGGCGCGGACCCGGCCAUCUACGAACUGACGGGUGAGACCAUGAACCUGCUGGCCAUGACCGGCAGCGCGGCGGUGAACAACUCGGUGGUGCUGCAGCCCUAUCUGGCGCGAGCGGGCGUGGCAGGCGGCGGCGGCGGCGGCGGCACCAAGUCGGGCAGCAAGAAACGGCGGAGCGAAGACGACGACAGCGAUGACGACUUCUGAGGGGCAGAGCUUUCUUUCUGAGAGGAAGUGAGGGACAGCGCUUUUACAUGAGAAGAAAGGGGAGCGGAGGCGGGUGAGGGGACCAAGAGCAAGGGCGACAGGCAAGCAGCGCUCGCGGUAGAGCAGAUGGGUUUGUCAGUAGAAGGAAGAGCCGUACUGCGUUGCCUUGUAGGAGAAGCAUCAGCUGAUUCAGAGCAUGAGCCAACAAUUAGCCGUUGAGAAGAGGCGCCAUAUGCGACACUGUUACGUUGCGAGGAGGUUGAGAGCGAAGGUAGGGUGAAUCCAGCAAUGCCGCCUUCUGAGCAGGAACCAGGACGUGCACAGCUGUUCACAGGCAGCGGAGGUAGGAACCAGGGGCGGGCAGUUGGUGGGGCCGCAACGCGGUGUUACACGGAUUCAGGAAAGAUUUGAAUGUCUUUGUGAGCGCGCGACGGGUCAGCGAGCACAUCGGUGCAGGGCUGCAGGCAGAGUUCUCAGGUUCCAAGGGCUGCGCGGGUGCUCUCGUGGCGGUGGGGCUAACAACGGGCGGCAUUGGCGUGCGCGGAGCACGCAAAGGUCCUACUGAGGUGCCGAGCCUGUUGAGGUAGGCACAAGCCGGAGUGGAGCACAGCGGAUGAGCGCAGGACUAGGCCAUCCGGGCCUAAGGCUGGAAGGCCUGGGCACAUCAAGCGAGAGCAGGAAUGGCCGUGAGUGCUCGUGAUGGAACAUGGCAAGGGGCAGGAAAGCGUAGUCCCGAUGUGUGUGGCUCCCACCCGUGCCCACAUAAAUGCGUAGCAAGAAGGGACAAGGCAUUGGUGCGUCGUUCGCGCGCUGUUACUGUACCGACGGUA